Messenger RNA from Linum trigynum, 4735 nucleotides. NCBI's taxonomy places the organism in Eukaryota, Viridiplantae, Streptophyta, Magnoliopsida, Malpighiales, Linaceae. The record is from the annotation of a GenBank genome assembly.
AAAAAGAAGAAAAUUAGUUAAUAUAUUAUGAAAAUAAAAGAAAAAUAAAAAACGAAGUAAAGUUGGGGCGCGGUAAAAGAAGAUGGAUGGGAUCCAGUGCAGCGUGGGGACAAACAAGAGAAGAAGGCUCCUCCAGUCCACUCAUUACACGUGUCUACUUUCUCUCUCCCCUUUAUUCCAUUGCGGUCUCCUCUCUCUCUCUCUCUUCCUCUCUUUUCUCUCAUUCUCUACUUCUUCUUCUUCCUUCUGCUUUCCCAUGUCUGGUCUGCUGACUCUUUGCUAAUUUUAGCUACCUCCAAAUUCCUAUCUCUACAUAAAUUAUCUUCUGCCAUCCUUCCUCUUUCUUUCUUUCUCCACCCCAAAUUGCUCCUCCAUCACCACCACCAGAACCACCGUCGUCACCUCCGCCGCCGUGGACUGUUGCCCUCUUCUUCGUUCCCCCGCCCCCGGCGCGUCGCCUCUCCCUGCAGCGGUAAGUCCCCCCUCUUCAUCUCCCUUUCUGUUUGUCUUCCUUUCUUGUUCCCAAAUCAGCUCCUCAUUUCAAUUUAACCAAUUGGGUUUUUGUUACUCUCUGGCUUCCCGAUCUCAUUUUGUUUUGGGGGGUUGGUAUUCCGGAGCUCGAGAUCCUCGUAGCCCAAUUGCUCGUUUCUGUCGCGUCUUUUGUGGGGUUGUUUUUAUGGCGGGGCUGCUUCCUUGUUCUUCUCCUUUUGUUUUGCCCUCCCACGUUGACUUCGUUAAUUUGGUUUUGCUGUCUCUCUCUGUUUUUUUUUCCUUGAAAGAAAAGGAGUGCGUUUGUGGUAGUAGCGGUAUUCCUGAUGGCCAUGGAUAAUCCUGGGAUUUGAUUCAAUUUGCUGCAUCUCUCCCAAUGAUGGAGAAAUUAAUCAUCUUUCUUAAUUGAUUUGUGCUUACAUUCAGUGCUGAUGCUCAUUAAAUUUGGAAAGGAUCUUCGGUUUGAGCUGGCGGGCUGCUUCGGAUUUCCUACCAGUCUCUGUUUUCCCCCUUUUAAUUUGUUAGAACAUGACCGUUAGUAAUUCCAGUGGCAAAUGAUGGGUGAAUCUGGUAUUCUGUCGUGAAAGAUGUUUCAUUUUCUGCAAUCCGAUCGAUUCGUCGAUAAGGGUCGAUUUGUGUGAAUAGAGAAUAACGAAAAGUUGCCUUCUUUGUCCUGCUAUAUUUGUAUGGAGGGAUGAUGCUUCGUCUCUUACGUUAUCCAUGGCCAUCCUGAAAUUUCCCCGCUUUUUUCCUCCUGGGUUCUUUGAUCUAUUUGAUGGGCAUCCAAAUGUGCCACAGAUUGUAACUCUUGUAGGCGUUCUGUGUUGGGUUCCAUGUUUCUAAAACUCUUGUUCAUUUUUUCAGACACCAUUGUGGCACGCCUUCGUAUUAUUGUCUUCUCAUGGAGGAUGUAAAAGUGGCUCAAGUUACACCUCCUGCGCCUGCAGAAUCAUCGCCAUCAUCCCAGAAUAAUGGACAUUCUAGUGGAGAAGAAGCAUUAUUGGGCUCUCUUGCUAAUGGGAAAACAGAAAACAGUAGCGAGAAGCCUGGAGAAUCAGGUGUACAAGAUGUUCCACCAACCCAGGUUGUUGCUCAAGAUCCACUUCUUGAAGCUCCAAACUUGGGAGUCAAUCAAGCAUCCAAGUCAACGUCAAGUUCAUUGAUGGAUGAAUUGGGUACUAGUUCUCCAUCUGAUGUAGUUGGAAGUGCCUCCAAUGGUCCCGAUGCUCGAUUGGAUAAUGAAGCCACCCAAAAUCCCUCAAAUGUUUCUGAACUAAUUGGGGAUUCCGCUCCGGCUUCGAAAGAUGCAGAUACAACUAGUUCCUCUCAGCAUCCCCUUAUUCAGAUAGAUGAUUCUACUUCACAGGCAGUUCCUACUUCUACCGUUCGUCAGAAUUCUGAAGUUUCUGCUCCAGCCAUUGGUGGUCCUCUUGUUCAAGUAGAUGAGAUUUUUCCACUCCAAAGUUCCUCAGAUGCCGAGAAAGCUGGUAAUCCUGAUUCAGCCGGUGAACCGCCUCUGAUGGAUGACAUUGUACAACCCCCUUCUGCUCGCAAGGCACUGAUAGAUUCUCAGGAGAAUAAGGAGGUGGAGCAGAAUGCUUCUGCUGAUCAGGCAUCUGACACUACUUUAGUGGGCAGUCAAGUAGAUGAUAGUACUGUCCCAGAUCCUACUUCCUCUCCCGUGCCUAAGGUGCAACAAUCCAAUAACUUUGCUCUGCCUCAGGUAAAAACCAGUCUGAACUCUGGUUCUGGUCUACCUGAUUCACCGCUAGUCAGGAUGAUAAAUCCAGCCUCCAGGACACCUAAGUCCAGCGAUUCUGGUAAACCCUCCAAGCAGGUGGACUUGAAUAGGGGCCUCAUUGACACAAGAGCACCUUUUGAAUCUGUUAAACAAGCUGUUUCGAAGUUUGGGGGAAUAGUUGAUUGGAAAGCACAUAGAAUGCAGACUGUAGAGAGACGCAAGCUUGUAGAGCAAGAACUAGAUAAGUUGCAGGACGAAAUGCCCGAGUACAGAAAGAUGUCAGAAGCUGCAGAUGAGGCCAAAAUAAAAGUUAUCAAAGAACUCGAUAGUGCAAAGAGACUGAUCGAGGAGCUCAAGCUCAACCUCGAGAGGGCACAAACCGAAGAGCAUCAAGCGAAACAAGAUUCCGAACUCGCCAAGCUUCGAGUUGAAGAGUUGGAACAAGGAAUUGCUGAUGAGGCCAGCGUUGCAGCCAAGGCACAGCUCGAGGUUGCUAAAUCGAGACACGCAGCAGCAGUUUCAGAACUGAAGUCUGUCAAUGAGGAGUUGGAAGCUUUACGUAAAGAAUACGCUUCUCUGCUUAGCGAGAAAGAUGAUGCCAUAAAGAAAGCUGAAGAGGCUGUGUCUGCAUCCAAGGAAGUUGAGAAGACAGUUGAGGAGCUGACGAUUGAGUUAAUAGCAACGAAGGAAUCUCUGGAAUCUGCACAUGCUGCCCAUAUGGAGGCAGAAGAACAUAGAAUAGGAGCAGCCAUGGCAAAGGAGCAGGAUGCUCUUUACUGGGAGAAGGAGCUGAAACAGGCAGAGGAAGAGCUCCAGAGGCUUAACCAACAGAUUCUUUCAGCUAAAGAUCUCAAAUCAAAGCUCGACGCUGCUUCUGCUUUGCUGGUCGAUCUGAAGGCUGAAUUGGCAGCUUACAUGGAGUCAAAGUUAAAAGAUGAAAAUACUGAAGAAGGAAGUACACCACAUGAGGGGCCAGAGAAGAGAAAUCACACAGAUAUUCAAGCAGCAGUGGCUUCAGCGAAGAAGGAACUCGAAGAAGUGAAGCUCAACAUCGAGAAGGCAAAUGCUGAAGUGAAUUGCUUAAAGGUGGCUGCUGCCUCGUUGCAAUUGGAACUCGAGAAGGAAAAAUCGUCCCUCACCACGAUCGGGCAAAGAGAAGGAAUGGCAUCAGUUGCAGUCGCUUCUCUUGAAGCAGAGAUGGACAAGACUAGGACGGAGAUUGCGGUGGUUCAAUCCAAGGAGAGAGAAGCACGAGAGAAAAUGGUGGAAAUGCCUAAGCAACUGCAGCAAGCUGCACACGCAGCUGAUGAGGCAAAAUUACUCGCUCAGCUGGCUUGCGAGGAUCUUCGUAAGGCAAAAGAAGAUGCUGAACAAGCCAAAGCUGGGGCAGGUACAAUGGAGAGCAGAUUGCUUGCAGCUCAAAGGGAGAUUGAAGCUGCAAGGGCUUCUGAAAAGCUAGCAUUGGAUGCUAUAAGAGCGUUGCAGGAGAGCGAAGCAGCAGCACAAACUGGGAACGAUGCUGAUUCCACGAAUGGGGUAACACUUUCUCUUGAGGAGUACUAUGAGCUCAGCAAACAAGCUCAUGAAGCAGAAGAGCAAGCUAAUGAAAGGGUGGCAACAGCUAUUGCACAGAUCGAGUUAGCCAAGGAUUCCGAGUCAAAGACUGCAAAGAAGCUGGAAGAGGUGAACCAAGAGCUGGCUGCUAGAAAGGAAUCUCUGAAAGUUGCGAUGGAUAAAGCCGAGAAGGCUAAAGAAGGGAAGUUGGGUGCUGAGCAGGAACUGAGGAAAUGGAGGUCUGACCACGAGCAAAGACGAAAGGCUGGUGAAUCCGCGGCUGCUCCUGGGGUCCCAAACAGUAAUAAAAGCCCAAGAGGGAGCUUCGAAGGGGGCAAAGAAGCAAAGCUUGCUGCUGAGUUCUCACAAGACGGCUCAGCAACCCAAUUACCAAUGAGCCCCAAGGUGUAUUCACAGGGAAGUAGUAACACUGAUUCUGAACCCUCGCCAGAUGUUAAAGCAACUAAGAAAAAGAAGAGAUCAAUGUUCCCUCGUUUCCUGAUGUUCCUGGCUAGGAGAAAGUCGAGUUCCUCCAAGACGCAGACAGGUUGAUUUUUGCUCCAUGGGAACCGGAAUAUGCUUGCCUAGUUGCCUGCCCCCAUUGCUGUCUGUUGUGAUAUCAAAUGCAUAUAGUCAUUCAUCUCUGGUUCUUUUACUUCGACUACUUAUAGUUGUGGAGAUCACACAGGUAAAAAGUUUUCUUACUCUUUUGAAUGUAAAUGUGAAAUGUUUACUCGUGUAUGAUUAUAUACUUGGAUUAUAUACUUGAAGCAGAAUGAAAGAGAAGGGGGAGGGAUUGUAUUGUUGAGUUUGGCUGCUGGCUUUGGAGGAAGAUAAUAAUAAUAAUGCAGCUGUAGUAGUCCUUUGAUUUGAUGAGGAACCACAAUAAUAUUGUGGGUUCUCAGUGCGUUGUAUAGGGAUGAAUUGAGGGAACAAAUCUUUUGUAAAGUU